Molecule: messenger RNA, 14211 nt
Organism: Coregonus sp. 'balchen'
Lineage: Eukaryota; Metazoa; Chordata; Actinopteri; Salmoniformes; Salmonidae
Source: the annotation of a GenBank genome assembly
AUGUAUGAAGAUGCAUUCAUCAUCCGGGUUAUUGACAGCUUCGCUGGCAGUCACCCUAAUGGAACUGUGGUAAGGUAGUUGGCUCAGAGCUAGCCUGAAAGAGGCUCAGUUAGCAGCAGGCUAUCCUAGCCUAACGGACAUUGAGUUAGCCGAUUCAGAGAACUAGCCUAACAGAGGGUGAGUUAGCAUGAUAAAAGAGGUUGAUUUAGCAGAAGGCUAAUAGGGGAAAGGGGGAUACCUAGUCAGUCGCACAACUGAAUGCAUUCAACCAAAAUGUGUCUUCCGCAUUUAACCCAACCCCUCUGAAUUCGAGAGGUGUGGGCGGGCUGCCUUAAUCAACGUCCAUGUCAUCGGCACUGGGGAUCAGUUGUUGGGGGUUAACUGCCUUGCUCAAGGGCAGAAAGACAGAUUUUUCCACCUUGCUGGCUCUGGGAUUCGAACCAGUGACCCUUUUGGUUACUGGGCCAACGCUCUUAACCACCAGGGUACCUGCCGCCAUUCAAAAGUAGCUUAUCAAGGUAGCUUCUAGAGGUUGAGUUAGCAGCAGGCUCAGAGACCUAGCCUAACUGAGCACUAGGUCAAACACCUCCCCCUUUUCUCUCUCUCUCUCCAUCAAGCCUCAGAUUGUUCCCCUGAUCUUUCUUCAGAAGUUCUUGGAGCUAACCCUGCAUAAUGAGGGUUAGGAGCGAUGGGCGUUUCUCUAUUUUAUUCUCUCUCUCUUUUGAGUGAGGGCUGUCGACAGCACCCCUUCCAAAGCUGUCAUCUCACCAUGCUCGCGAACAACCAAGUGUUGGAACAAGUUGCCUUCUGUAAUAACUUGGAAACCCUGCCAGUUUCUCAUCUCAAAAUAAGCAGUAAUGAAUUUAAUUAGAAAGCUGUUGCAUAUCUCUGUGAUACAUUUCUUUUAAUUAACCCCAUGUGAAUAAAUUAAAAAUAAUAGGGGGUGAAAGUGUGGAAAAAAACACCCUAAUGAAGUUAUCCGUUAAUUGGGAUUGUUUCUGCAGGCAAACCACAGUGAGUUAUGGCCACCAGGAGCUAACAAAUCGUGCUGUAAGCAUCCCUGCCUCCACAGAAAAGGGCCCAUGCUAACUUCAAGUGUAAGAAAUACACCUCUGACGUGAUGGAAAUGACUGGCGGCCUGGAGAAAAGGCAGCCCUGUUCCAGGCCACUCUGCUGAGACGCCCCACACCGCGCUUGAAGCCGGGCCAGUGUUAUUGCAGCCCUAAUGCGGUCGCCUCAUUUGGAGCGGAUCAGGAGUAAUUAUGGUGGGGAAAGUGGCUGCCGACCACGGGGGUCAGGACACUUGUAACAUGUGAAAAGAGCAAUUAUUUCAGGAGACAAAACUCUCCCUUAUCCCAGUGCAGGGCCAGGGUCAAUGCAAGGGACGGCUGGGCUCCGUUUCACCGGGGCUUAUUAGCCGCAGCAAGCUGCAAAGUUUGCCAGAGUGCAUCUCGUUAAUGAACAGACCCCUCAUCGGCACCAGGCCCUGCUCUACCCCACUUACUGGGGGUGUUAAUUAUGUCAUUCUCAGAGCAUGCAAGCCCAGCAAGCACUUCUCACAGACCCAAGCAUUCAUAACACAACCGCCUGGAAAAGAGGCUGUACUAUACUGUAAGAGAUCACACCCAGACAGAACCCACAGGACUAGUCUAAAACAUGCUGAACAUAAAAUAAGGUAUGAUUGACUGCAUGGGCCUGUGAACGACUACCGCAUGUCGUUGUUUUCUGUCUUGGAGCGAUAUGCUCCAACUGCGGAGGGUAAUAUGAAUCAUACAAAGAACAGAGCAGGCUUGAUUAUGCUUAUCAUUUUGAAUGCACUCAUUUGUCUGCUUUCAGCUGGCCUAUAUUCCAGCUGAUAUUAUGACCAGAUGUCUUGUGUUUUGUCUUGGCAAUAGAGGAGAAUGGGUGUCUACAGGCUCAAUUACAGUAAUGAUGUGAACUGAUUGAAAGGGGCUGAUUCAUGCAGACAAUGGCAGGACAUCUGCCUGAGAUCCCCAUUAACCUCUGUGGCGGCUGCCUCGGCCCUGUCUGGGACAACAUUCUACUCUGGAUUGCCAUGGCCACAGCGUUUUUACAGUGAGAGCGGGAACACAAAAGCCUGGGUUUACAGCUCCAGCCUCUUCCAAGCCACUGCAGUAUUCACCGAAAAUUCAACUUGAGCAACGCCACCACUGGCUAAGGAGCUCAAAUGGUUAGGCUACACCAACAGGACUGCAAAUUGCUUUUACCAACCCAGAAUCUAGGAGUUCAUUUUUCCCACUCUCAACAUAGUAGAAAGAAAUACUUAAUAAUAAACAUUAGAUUAUAAUUACUGAAUUUAAAUGCUGUCCAAGAGAGCAUGGUUAAUUUUCCCAUACAGAGUUGAUCUGUUGGAGAUGGGCUUUUAGAAACAAUCAUAUCCUUAUUGGGAAAUGCUUAAACAGGAAUCAGUGUAUAGAUUCAUAGUGCCUGAUUUAAUGUGUGUCUGUCUGAUGUCUUCUGCAGGAGUCAGUGAGUCACAGAGAUGAUGAACACAGUUGUUUCAGUUGAAUGCAGUUGUUAGUAAUGUAGCAUGUAAUUUCUCGGGGCAUCUCUCAGCAUCUGUCAUUGCGGUUACCAGUCUCUUAUUUACUGCAGUGAGCUGAGAGCAGUAAUUAUACGGGCUCCAGCGAUGAGGUCCACUCAACCUAGCCUCCCCCCAGAGGCAAGACGCUGUCUGAGUGAUGCUAUUCAAUCCCCUUCCCUCUGCAGGAACCUAGGGAGCCUGUGUUACAUCAAGGUGUCACCCACCUAAUUGAUCAAAUGUAUUUAAUUCCAGAGAGUGACCCCGCCCUCCGGGUGGUGUACUGUAAGGUACGCAGCACAUUUCUAUUCAGACGUGUGCUUAUUUAACAGAUUAGCGUGCAACCACACGUAUGAUAUGAGAAGGAGAAAAGGGGAUCGGAGGGCAAAUCAUCCCCUCUUUCUCUCUCUCCAUCACUCCUUGUCUAAUCUGAGUAUGUGCCAUGCAGAUGUGAAAAUUGCAUUUCAAUGCUUUAAAACAUUUCCUCGAGUGCACCAAACAGCUUAUUUUCCUUUUAAAACCUUAAAUACAUCAAAAGGGUUACCACAUAGAUUUUAUUUUUAGAUAGCGGUAAAAACUGAUCUUGAAAUGGGCUUACAUAGCAUCCGAUUUCUAUCUCUAUAAUGGGAAGUACAUGGUCUGACAGUUUCAAUGAAGAAAAAAAACAGAACUGUACAUAUUCUUAAGAGAUAAGGUCUUUAAAAAAGAAGAGGGGUGAAAAAAGACCAAGAUGACAGCCCUUACACCAAGUAUGAAUGGCAAAUUAAUUUAUUUCUCAGGGAAAAUAUUUGGCAAGGCGAGCGCUCCCUCUUUAAAAGAAAAAAAAAAGGCAUCACCUGUUGGAAUAUGAAUCAUGAUCUAGCGAGGUAUGUUCUUUUGUGACACCAAAUGACACGGGAAGGUCAGUGGCACUUGUAUCUGUUUAAUGGAUUGGAUUAAGUGGAGGCUGCCUCUUCGGCUGCUGCCGUUUCCUUUUAUAAUGUAACUUUUUGUUCUCGGAGAGGCGGCAGGCUGGGGAGGCGCUGUUCCACUCAGGGAUUUCACAUGGUACAAAGUAUGGUGACAGGUGCAAAAAAACAAUUCUCCUGGUAUUAAGGAAGGUGACUUCACAUUUGCUUUAUACAAUCAUUUAUUCUGUCACUACUCUUUGUUUAGGAAAUGCUACAUGCAGUGUAGCUACUACUGGAGAUUUCUCUAAGGCAAUUUUCCACAGGCUGUUUUGGUAGAUGACAUCAAGCGUGUGUUUCUUCCCUGAGACAGCAGGAUCUGUGCAGUAAGCAUCCUGGCUUCCUCAUGUAUCUGAGACUUUUCCUCUGUUCAGGCAGCUCUCUCAGGCCCAUAGAGGGAGUACUGUGUACAUGGUGGUGGGGAGGAGUGUCAGACUCACUGCAGUUUCAAAUCUGGGUUAGGGAAUACAACAUUGCCACAUUCAUGAUGUUUAGGAUGUCUCUCGCUCUCUCUCAACAUAGGGAGAGCUCCAAAGAGGCCGGAACAGGGGACAUGCUGUACAGUCAUUCCAUAGAAAGGGUUAAACCCCCUCCUUUGCAGAGUUGAUGUAAAACACACACGUUAUGUAACAGGGUGGGUAGUUGGUAUGUGGGGGGCGGUGGUCCAAACCAAUUACGAGUGGUUCUCUGGAGGUGGGGAACGACCUUUGUGUAUAAUUAGUCAUCUUAUUUAAAGCAAAGAUUUUGAGUAGAAUAACUAAUUAGCUGUCAUAAAAGGCAAAUGAAAGAUCUUUGUGUGAUCCCUGAGGGAAUUGAGGAAACCUGAUUGUUUUGCUAUGCGCAUGCACAAACCACACACACACACACACACACACACACAGCACUCUCUCUCUCCUCAUUAAGACUGUUUUUAGUUGUGUGGAAGGCUGACAGGCGAGCACUGUUGGCAUACCUGCAGAGAGCUCCUCUAACAAGCCAUGAAAUGCAGGUAGAACAGACCACCCUUAGCUAGUGUGGCUUCAAUUUGAAGCUUUUUACCUUCAUUUACACUGAACAUUGGUAUUUAUAGCGGGUUUUGUGAUCCUAAUGCACCAGCUUCAAGGGGCCCGUUUUGAGGAGGGAGGAGGUGAGGGAGCUGGAGGGUAGGCAGAACACUAAUUGAUGGUUCCCAUCACCAGCGCUGGACCAAUUAGCCUCCCCUUUCCACUUGUGUUAAAGAAAUAGGACGAAGGCUGAAUACCACCAGCGCUCUUAUUCACAUACAAACCAAAGCCAUCAAUUUAACUAACAAGCUCUCCCUUUCCCUUAUUUUAAAAGGGAAGAUGCUAAUUAUAUUACAUUCACAGUAUUACUGAUGGUCAGAAAUUGCUGAACAAAUCUGGAUCCAAUAAGGUGUGUGUGUGUGUGUGUGUGUGUGUGUGUGUGUGUGUGUGUGUGUGUGUGUGAAAGAGGGAGACAGGAAAAUGUGCUUAGGUAUUCAGACAAACAAAGUACUUUGUGACAAAGUGCUAUGAGGUUUUAGUGCGGGGGAAAACCCACAUGCUCAGAGAGGAGAAACGGGGGCAUUGGGUGAUACACUGCCUAGCUACCAGCAGAGGCUCUGUUUAUCAUGGAAAUAACUACUAUGGUUCCAGUCAAACUACAGGGUUGCUGCCCAACACCACUGACAUCCAAACACAACCCCAUACAACUACAGAGGACAGAGCGGUACUCUCCUGUAACGGCCAUCAUCUCGCUCAGUCAUAUAUGCUGUAGGUCAAUAGCAACUGCCUUUACUAGAACACAACACCUCAACAACAGAUCACCUCAGAGGAUAAAGACAAAACAUCUAGAAAAUGUACUGAAGUUGCUACAGGGGGGAAAAAGCUAUGAAAUUCAAAGAAAGCCUCCCGGCAUACCAUGUCUUUAAACCAUCGGGCUUUUGCCGUUUUAUAGGCACCCACAUACAAAGCGAUGGCCGUCCUCCCUCCCUGUGACGCAGCCCAAGUCCGUUUUUUGAGAGAAAUGUGUUUUGAAAGCAGAGAGGCGAGCGGUGGCCGCCGUGUGUUCUAUUAGACAGAUCAAUAGCUCAGUGUGUGAGAGAGUGUCUUAAGAGCUGUUGUCCUGUGCUUUCAGCUGUGGCAGACCUGUUAGUGCUACGGAGGGGUGCCGCCUGCCACUGCCUCUGUACCAGCAGUGGCCUGAGGGGGGCUUUUAGUCCAAACACAAAUGUCAACCACACAUAGACUAUUAGUGUUUAGUGCAGUUAUUAAAUUGACUUUAUUUGUCCUUUAGGAGGCUAAAAGGCACACUUAAAGGGGACCUGCGUGACAGCGGGGCAAUUUGCGGGUUUGGUUACUCAGGUUCGCUCGUUGCUGACACGAGUACAGAUAAGUGUAAAAGAAGGAAAGGCUGUAAUGCAGCGAGCGAGCGUGGUGUGUGUGUGUGUGUCUGUGUGAGUGCACGCUGAGAGGCACUUAGGCCAUAACAUAUCUCACUGGGGUCUGCGAGCAGCGUUCUUGUGGUCAGAGGCGUUUUAAAAGGUUAAUGUUAAUCUAUACCAAACAAAGCCCAUGAGAAGCUUUUACAGCUGUGGACAGUUCAGACCAAUGAGCGCUGAUGAAAUGGUAGGUGACUAACAUAAUAUACAGCAUGCUGUAAAUACCACGGUAAGCAACAUGAGGCCUGUCUGUGACUCUGUUACCAGUACAGCUUCAAAAAACAGUAGGCCUGCCUACGUAGUAUGUCCCUCUUGCAUUGUAUGUGAUUUACCCAGUUCCAAUGGGAGCAGCAAGUGGAGUGAAUGUAGUCCAAUGUGACCUGUGUGAUUGUUCAUGCAUAUGAAGCAGAGAGGCAGUGCACUGUGGCCCUCCUCUCUCUCGUUAGGCUCCGCCGCCUCCAGAUGCUGCAGCAGCAGCCUUAUCAAAAAGAGAACAUGAAAAGUCACUGGUGUUCCUGGGCAGUGAAUCACGCCGCGCCGUUUGUCUCCUUAUCGCUACAGGUGUGCCGAUGCUCUCCGUCCAGCCCAAAGGGAAACAGAAGGGGUGCGCUGGCUGCAAUCGCAAGAUUAAAGACCGCUACCUGCUCAAGGCCCUGGACAAAUACUGGCACGAGGACUGUCUGAAAUGUGCAUGCUGCGACUGUCGCCUGGGGGAGGUGGGCUCCACCCUCUACACGAAAGCCAACCUCAUCCUCUGUCGCAGGGACUACCUGAGGUAAGAGAUGCCACAGUCAGUCGCCCCUCUCACAGAACAGAAAGGCCGCGCCCCACCCAGGGCUGUGUCAUUAAAAAGUGCUCUCUCUCUCUCUCACUACCGCUAGCGUAGAGCCACCAUGAAUGUCUAUGAACCUGCCUCUCACUAGAGCUCUCCAUUUGGGUCCAUUUGUAUGUGAACCAGUGUUUUUUUUUCUCAAGCUUUUAGAAGACAUUUCCUCCCAGGCUGUUUUGGUAGAUCAAGCGCCUGUUUGUUCCUCAUUACAGGAUAUCGAUGCUGACUAGAUGUGUGUCAAUUAAGCCUGAAUCCCAUUAUGCUCAUGUGCUGACUCUCCCCAGGCUCUUGAUCUUAAGCCUUGGGAAGGCAGAGCGGAAAGUUUCCAGUUCCACGUUUUAGCUCUUUUUCUGUUUCAAUUUUUUUGUUGCUUGUUUACAUGAACACAGCACUCUCCCCUCGCGGUAAAGACCUGGUUUCAAUAACAGUAAAGCUGGGUCAUGUUGUGUUAUGGGAAGACUCCAGGCAGGCUAAUGUCAACCGCAGUGUCUGUGGCUCAAUGUUUUCCCCCUGUACCUCCCCUGCCAUCUGCUUGCUAAAUUAAACAUGAUCAUUUCCUGGGCGUUAAGUCUCAUUCCCUGGGGCUUCCGAAUAAGAUCCUACCAUUUAUCCCUGAGACCAUCCCCUGGGGACCAGCCUAGAGACCUUGCUGCCCCUGGCCUCUCCCUGUCUCUCGCCUCCCUCUCCCGCCGUGCCCUACCAACAGGUCCCAACCGAAAGGGGCUUAGGGGCCGGGCGUUGAGAGGAGCCAUUACCAUCCAUCAGCUCCCACCCAGAGUUAAUGCUGUUAAGAUGCAGUGAGAGGUUCACUAAGACUGCUGCUGCCCCUGGAAGGGGCAGAUGGUGCAGAUGAGGUCAUCAUAAACGGAGCAAAUGACAAGAGAAGGCAAAAAUUAUUAGGCCCAGAGUGGCGCUUUUGACAUGGUUAAAUAUGAUCCCCUGAAAGGGCCGGCUUCUCCCUCCCUCCAUCUGAUUGAUUUCUCCUCCCAUUAUGAAGGCCUUAUCGUGGACAUCAGCUCCCUGAUGAAAAUGUGUUCCUAUGGCGCAGGCCAGAAGGUGCUAACUGGCCUGACAGGCAACUCUGCAGAAAGCAAACUCAAAGCAAGACUAGGGCAGAGAGGUGAAGAGGGAAGAAAAUGAGGGGCAGAGGGGGCUAGUGUGAGCGGGAGAAAGCAAGGGAGAGAGACGUAGAGUAAGAGAGAGGAGGGGGAGAGAGAUGGGCUUUCUGUGUUUCUGCCUGGGCCCUGAUGGCCUAAUGAAAUCCAGCCCACUCGUCUGCUCUUCAGCCUGAGACAAAUGCAUGCCACUUAAUGACUGGAGAUGUUUGAGAUUAAUUCUAUUAUGGAACAAAUUAAAAACGUUCCCUUUCUCAGCAGUGAGAGAAGAGACCGUUUUAGAGCUUAGAGUUUUAAAGUAGGUGACGCAGGCUCCAUACGGCCUUGUAAUCCCCUCACAGAGCCCCCGUCCUGCACGGAGAGAGGAACGCUUCCCCUCACCUCCAUUAAUGAAUGGAAUCCUACUGUAUGGAGCUGCAGUUCAUUAGAGACAUGCAGCCAGGGUGGAUCAAACACUCUUUAUUUCCCUGGGUUUGGAGCCCUGCCAUGCGCACAUUAAUUAUGAUAGGAGCUCCGUCUGUGUUCGUCCUUCAGGAGCUCAGGAGCACCGGUAACAUCUUGUGCACCCCCCCCCACCCCCAUCCCCCUCAAAUUUCCCCUCCACCCCCUUCCCCCUGCUCUCCCCUGCCUGGCCCGCCAGCAGCGUCUUCUAAAACCUCGCAUCAGAAGUUUCUGAAUCCACUUGACAUUCUAUUCCCUCCGUUGGAAAAGGCUGGGUUGGUUUAUUAGCAGUUUUGCCACACUUUCAUUAUCACAGAGAACAAUAGAUUAAUUAGGUGUUUCAUUUUUGUCUGGGACUCAGGAUCUGGCGACCUAGCCAAAGAAGGUUGACAAGCCAGUCAUGCUUUUGAUCGCCCGGACACCAAGCCUGAAAUCGUUUUAUCUUCUAACUAUUGAAUAUUUUAGGGGGAACAUACUGUAUCAGUCAUCUACUUAUCAAAGUAGAGUGCUUUUAAUUGAAAUGUAAAACCACUUUUUUUCAAGCUAAUGGACAUUGUAACUUAUGCAGUACCGACGGCACUGCAAUGGAAGUAGAUAUUAAUAAGAUGUUUUGAUGACAGUUUAUCUGUGGAUGUAUUCUUGUAUGUCAAACUGCUCUGCCACCCACCAGAGAGAAAAAAUACCUAUAAGAAAACAGUUACUUUCCUCACAUAAAGUAGUUGAAUUUUCUGCCAACAUUUUAAAAUCUAUACAGGAAGCUUUAUCCCUUCAAAGACAGAACUGUUGAGGAAGGUCAAAACACGCCUUACAUGCAUUAAUACAGUAGCUCUCCUUUCUAUGAAAUCGGACAAACUGUACAUGGAGCGGUGAAUCUUAAAGAGCUUAGAGAACAGCGCAGAAGACAUGAAGUCUCCCGAGUGGUGCAGUGGUCUAAGGCACUGCAUCGCAGUGCUAGCUGUGCCACUAGAGAUCCUGGUUCGUAUCCAGGCUCUGUCAUAGCCGGCCGCGACCGGGAGACCCAUGGGGCGGUGCACAAUUGUCCCAGGGUAGGGGAGGGAAUGGCCGGCAGGGAAGUAGCUCAGUUGGUAGAGCAUGGCGUUUGCAAUGCCAGGGUUGUGGGUUCGAUUCCCACGGGGGGCCAGUAUGAUUUGUUUUAUUUUUUAUAUAAUGUAUGCACUCACUAACUGUAAGUCACUCUGGAUAAGAGCGUCUGCUAAAUGACUAAAAUGUAAAUGUAAAGAGCUCAAUCUCAAUGAAACAGUAGACAUGCAGAUGAUGCUGGCAUGCAGGGGGAGAGUUUGAAGUUAGCGAAGCAGCAAGCUCAAACAGCUAAAGAAAGCACACCUGUUUCUACAGAUCCACACUAAAUCACACAAUAACAGAAGGAGUGGAACAAUGGAGGAGAGCCACUUUAAUACCAGUUUAUUUUGUUUCAACCAGCCAACAUCAGUGGAGGAAAAUGACUUCCUGUAUAAACUAUUUUGUUUGUUAUUUUCUCUCUUAAAGCUGUGGUGUUUUUUCUCUCAAUCUUGGCAGUGAACAGUUUACGGCAGUGGUUCCCAACCUUUUUCGGUUACUGUACCACCAACUAAAUUUGACUCAGCUCGGAUUACCCCUGAUGUACCCCCCCCCAUGUGCAUUUGACCAGUAGGCCUAUGGUCUCAUUAGUCUUCUCAAGUACCCCCUAUGGAUGGGCCAAGUACCCCCAGGGGUCCUAGUACCACUAGUUGGGAACCACUGGUUUACGGCAUGCUAAAUCUGCCAUAUCUUUGGUCAUAUGCAUUUAUUUCUAUGGCAGUCUGUUGAAGAUCAAGUAAAAAAUGUCAGUUCAAUUAUUCUACAAGCACACACUGUAUGCUAUUUUCUUACUGUAUACAGUAUGGAUUGAAAUAGAUAUGCUGUGACAGGUCAUUUCACAACUCUAAGACAGAGAAUAUGAAAGUCCUUCAGCACCCUCACUGGAAAGUCCCACUAAACGACCUCACCAUGGUAAUGGCUGGUUUCACUUUAUCUUACAUUUAUACAGCUUCAAAAUCCAUCCCAUUGUGUCUCACAGUUUGUGGGUGACCUUCCAAAUGAGUAUUUGUAACCCUCUAAUCCACUUAAAUGAACCACUGAAGACUCUAUUUUAAGCUGGGCCCUUUCUGUGCUUCAAACCCUGCCUAAAAAUGAUGACUUCUUAACAAACUAGGAUUGGCUGCGGUCUGUAGUGAGGGGCAAUGUAGUCUGCCCUCAAAUUUUCCGCAGAAUUCAUACUGCACUUGAAUGGACAAACUGGACAAAUCGUAUUCAUGUCGAAAUAAUUUGUAUACCAGUUGUGAGCAUAUUGACUUUUCUUAAUCCUAACAGACAAGAAAAUGAUAAUACCAGUCAAACAGUACAGUAUGCGAUUACGAUGUGGGAAUUCAGCAGAAAAUAGUGUAUGAUUUGUAAUCAUUCUUAAAAGAACUCAAAUCUCUAUGGUAUGGUGAAUUGCCAUUUAAGGUUUUGUGAUUCUCAUUCCCACCCGGCUCUCCCUAGUGCUAUGCAUGCUGGUCUCUGUAGUCCCUAUUCCACAGUGCCCUCCCACUAAAUGGUCAGCACAGUGUCUCGGUCCAUUACUCAAAGUGCACUGCAGUCCCUAUAUCAACCACAGAGCCCAGGGCCCACACCACCAUAACACUGAAACAUAACCUACAUGAUGGCUUUACAUCACUAACAUGUCCCCUGGGACGCAUACAACACUGCAUAUAAUAAAGCAUCCAUAUUCACAGGGCCAGUCAAGUAGCAGGUCAGCACACACACAGAAGGACAGACUAGGUCUGAGUCAGACCACAGAUAUGAUAAUAGCCUGGUUUAGUUUGAGCUAGAAAUGAUGCUGAUUUGUUUGGGAUAAAACAGAAUCAAUACAGAAUACAUUAUUGGGUCCGUUUCAUCUGUUGUUUUUUAAAGAGGAAAGAAAUCACUGAUGUAACAUGAAUAAAUCUAAAAGCCUGACAACAAUCAUUUUAACAAGUGGGUUUGAGCAGCAGCACCUGGUCUGGGUGGCAUGGAAAGCUCUGCAUUCCAGAGGUCUAUAUCAACACACUUUACUGGAACAGUAACCAGUUCUAACAAUGGGUCUGUUCAACACCUCGUAUAUCUAUUAGAACCAAACAGCUCUGUCUCGCUCUCUUUCUCCUAGUCUAAGGCACCAGCACCUCUCCUAUGGGGCAGUGUGCUCUAAUUAGACCCUGGGUCUGCUGGAGGGAUAGAUGUUUUCUGUGACAAGGGGAGAGCAACCGACAGAGACUAAUAUGGAGAGGGGAUACCAACUUUUGACUAUUCUCUCCGUCUGAGGCUCUGAUCCCACAACUUUAGCAAAGUGUUUAACAUACUGUCAGAGUGGCAAUCUGCUGUCGCCUGCCUGAUCCCCUCUCGCAAAGCUGUGGCGCUGUCCCCUUUUCCUGCCUGCAGAAUGCACAAGUCUAUCUGUGAUUCAAAUUAAAAAUAAGGGCAGGCGCUUGGAAAAUGUAAAUGUGACUGGAGGCAUGCAGGAUGGAGUGGAGUUGCCUUUGCUUUGAGGAGAAUGAGAUCUACACCAGUGCCUCUUGCUCUGCUUGUGACCUUCAUUGUUUGCCUCCUAUCUAAUAAGCUUAAACAAACCGCAGUGAAAUGUGAGUUGUGCGUCUGUUCAGUGUACUGCCGAACAUGUAGUCUCCCAGGCAGUCUCUGAAUGAGAGAGUGAGGGGGAUAGAGGCAGUAUCCUUGUAACAGGAAUCUUUUGAACUUUUGACUACAUUAUAGAAUUUAGCCUCUUGUGUAAAAUCCAGCUGCCUUUGGUUGGAGCAAGUCUCAUUAGGUACUUUGGUUUUAAAAUAAGAACUUUCAACAGUUCAAUUGGUUGCCUCAGACCUGUUUUCAUUGCUUUCGCUAUGUGCUAGGAGAAAGGCUUUGAAGAAGGGGAUUAGAACCAUGUGAUCAUUUUAAUUAGAUCAUUAGCAAAGAAUUAACAUCUAGGUUUGUAACCCUCAUUAACAAAAAAUACCAGUGUGUGCCAAGAUAGAUUUGUGUAUUACAUGAGAUGUUUUCGGAUUUGUCUGUUUUUCACCGUUCUUUCUGUGGGUUUUUUUCUUGGCUUUACAUUUUGUUCACUCCUCUGUUGCAUGAAGGCUAAGGAAGGUACGUUAAUCUUUGUCUGUAUUCUCUCUCUGUCUCUUCCAGGCUCUUUGGUACAACAGGGAACUGCGCUGCCUGCAGUAAACUGAUCCCAGCCUUUGAAAUGGUGAUGAGAGCCAGAGAUAAUGUUUACCAUUUGGACUGUUUUGCCUGUCAGCUUUGUAACCAGAGGUAAGGAGAGAGAUCACAACUGUGUCGAGAGAUUGCCUUUUUCAAAUAUGUAACGCUGUUCUGAAAUGGCCAUUAGCUCAAACUAGUUAGCCAUUUAUCGAAAAACCUGUCUCUUGAGGUGCGACAGAUCUGUUUUGGGGUCAGUAAAACUAAACCCAGACAUGUCUGUGUAAAUCCUGAUUUUGUCUGUCUUCCCAUUUUGAAAGCACACGUGCUGCAUUGCAAUAGCAACGCUCUGUUCAUUCUUUUCUAUGUUGACCCUGCCAUUAGUUUGUCCUUGUUUGUGUUUUGUGACUAGAAACAACUGGGAUUAUAAGCUUGAGGGGAACACAAUUCAAAAGUGAUACAGCUGCCAGACCAAUGCCAAGGCUAAUCACACUCACAACACUCAAUGCUUUAGUUGAAAGGUUCACUUUAAGCCACUGCAAUAGACCACCAAGAGGCCACUCUACGGGAACAUGCCUCACUAGUUUGGGUACCACACUACAGGGUAGUGGAAUUAAACAUUCACUCGGUCCUGACAGCUCCUCACCUGUGAGCUCUACACUAUGACAUCCAUACAUACUCUCCUCACAAUACGAUGCAACAAUUCCAUAACAUUACCACUGUGCAGCACAGAGAACACUCUGCUGUGAACAUGGGGUAUUGUGACCCUCUCCAUCCAUACCGCACAAGCACAUUAACCUUCCACAGGGAUGAGUCAGUAACCAUGGUGAGCACCUGGCUGGGGUAUGGGAAUGCUGGCUGCAGCCACUCUGCUCAGGGCCACACAUGGGGCCAGGCUUUACUGGCUCACUGAUACCACGGCCAUGGCCCCUCUGCCAGCCCUCAGCCUGCCCAACACAUUACUGUAGCCCAGCCUGAUAAGCAGCCCUGCCAUCAGUACGGCUGCUCUUAUCUUCACUCAUUCUUUCUAUGGAGCUGUGUGUCGUACAGUACAUAAGCACCGCCAUUUAAAAGGACAUCAGUGGGCCUACUUGGGUGUGCGUUUUUUCUUCAAUUGACUCGAAAUCUAGAGAGAAACAUUCAUGCACGUUGGCACCCAAACUGGCGUAUGGAAAGCUCGCCCUGUGGCAGGGUUUCCUUGGAAACCGGUGUGGUGCUUUUCUUGUUUGCCAAACCUGGGAGGGGACUGUGCUUUCAUUGGGUGCCAGUCCUCUUGUCCGCACGCUUUGAAAUGAUAGUUUUUUUUAUCUACUCGUAUUUGAAGCCACACCUUCACAGUGACCAUCAGAGGGGCCUUUGAAUCACACACAAGGAACAAUGGCAUUUGCAAACAAGCGACGUCGCCAAACGGGUACAAUCAAAGCCCAGAGAGCAGCAAUGGCCAUCGCCUUUAACUGCUGAUCUCAAUCAACCACAUUCUUCUCCCAGAGCAAUGCUAUCAUUAUCAGCCCGUCAACACAAAGCCCUCUGUCAUGUUGUCAGCUACUAAUCUCCUUUGUCUCCCCACGUUGUCCACCUUUUUAGUAAUGCUUUGCCUUUGUGUUUUCCUGGCUGGCAGGUUUUGUGUGGGGGACAAGUUUUUCCUUAAGAACAACAUGAUUCUGUGUCAGAUGGACUAUGAGGAGGGCCAGCUGAACGGCAGCUUUGAGACGCAGGUUCAAUAG